AUGGUUUCAAUGGUGGAAAACAAUGAUAUGGUCAUGGACCCUAUUGUACCAAAACAUGAACCUGGUCCUGAUGGUUCAAUCAGUUCAUCGGUGUCAACACCUGAUCCAGAAGCCGAACCGAUGACCCAGGAUGCCGCGCAGACUCAAAAAAGGAAAGGAGGCAGGAAACCUAUCUACGCCACCUCCGAAGAACGCAAGCAACGAAAUCGGCAGGCCCAGGCGGCCUUCCGUGAACGCAGGACCGAAUACAUUCGUCAACUAGAGACUACCAUCAAGCGCAAUGAAGAGUCUCUGCAAAGCCUGCAGCAGAGUCACCGCAGUGCCGCCGAUGAAUGUUUAAUGUUGCGGUACAAGAACUCUUUGCUGGAGCGCAUCUUGCUCGAGAAGGGCAUCGAUGUACAGGCCGAGCUACGCUUGAAGACAGGGGCGCCGGGCGCUCCCCCCAAAGCAAACCACAUGCCUCCCAAGGCAGCGCCUACGGGGGCCCGCAACCAACGCCAUCCCGCAGGCAUUGCUUCCAAGUCCGAAGCAUUCGGCAUGUCCCAACGGGAAGGCGCAUACGGCAUCCCGUCGCCGCAAUUCCAGGCCACGCCAACCUCGCACGUCUCCUCCCCGUCACACGCCAAGUCCCCAGGGUUUGGCUUCCAGGCCAUGUCCCCCGCCGGUGUCGAGUCCCAAGGACGACCUCAGCUGCUCCCUCAACCCCGGAGCUUCAGCCAGGCCUCGCCACCGGCAAUCAGCAUGCCGCAGACCGAUCCGUCAGAUUCUAAACCUCAACCCCGUGGCGCAGGAGCCAUGGGUCCUCGCGGUGCGCGGGUCGCAGCGGCAGCCUACUACCCCUCUCCCUUCCAGAAACACUACGACCAACUCGAACAAGAGUAUGAUGCCCAGGCCGACAUGGUCGAUGACGAUCACGAUGGGUCAACAACCGCGUCUUACGUACCGGGCUUCACACCACAGUCCAUCACAUCAGGCUCCCACAAUAUGUCCGGUUUCAACCAACCACCGGGCGAAGGGACGCCUAGCGAUUUCGGUAAUGCAAAUCAGCUCCUCGGCCAGUACGAGCCAAUGCUGGAUACUGAUCCAUUUGGGUUGAGCGCCAGCAUGCACUUCCCAACCCCGUUCAACUACGAGCACAGUAACUCGCGGCAAUGA
Penicillium soppii is the source of this 1155-nucleotide messenger RNA. RefSeq names its product bZIP transcription factor. The record is from RefSeq and is a predicted model, not a curated record. Gene Ontology annotation, molecular function: DNA-binding transcription activator activity, RNA polymerase II-specific; transcription cis-regulatory region binding. Bases 1 to 1155 code for a protein of 384 amino acids. Lineage: Eukaryota; Fungi; Ascomycota; Eurotiomycetes; Eurotiales; Aspergillaceae. The transcript has 4 exons. Gene Ontology annotation, cellular component: RNA polymerase II transcription regulator complex.